Messenger RNA from Bufo gargarizans (Asiatic toad), 1806 nucleotides. RefSeq names its product NOP2/Sun RNA methyltransferase 5 (gene NSUN5). The coding region runs from base 65 to 1564 and encodes 499 amino acids. The record is from RefSeq and is a predicted model, not a curated record. Gene Ontology annotation, biological process: rRNA base methylation. Gene Ontology annotation, cellular component: nucleolus. Gene Ontology annotation, molecular function: methyltransferase activity. NCBI's taxonomy places the organism in Eukaryota, Metazoa, Chordata, Amphibia, Anura, Bufonidae. The transcript has 10 exons.
GCAGCGCACUGUAUGGCAGCAGGAAGAGGAGACACGUGUGUGCCUGCGACCACCGGGAGGCAUCAUGGCUCUCUACCAGACGGCAGCAGGGAUCCUGGAGAAGCUGCAGCGAAAGGAGGGGGCCGUGAAGACCUUCGUAUAUGACAGUGGCUUUAAGAACGUGCGGCAGUUGUAUGCCCUGCUUUGUGAGACGCUGCGCUACUCGCAAGUGAUAGAAGAGAUCAUCAGCAGUUCAGGACUGAUUUGUGGAACAAAGAAAUUGCCUAUGAAUUUGGCUAAAGUGCUGGUGUAUGACUUGCUUUUUGGAAAAGGACUUCAAUGCGGGGGCCGAUGGAAAUCGACCAUCCUAGCGCAGCGGGCAAGACUACAUGCAGAGCUUGCCAAACUCAAAGUCAAGAAAAAGGUCAGCAGCAACCAGGAUUUGGUGACAUCAAUGGGUGGCUCAUCUGAUGGCCAUUCUUUGCCACGCUAUGUACGUAUCAACACACUGAAGACCUCCAUGAAUGAUGUCAUAACUUACUUCAAGCGUAAAGGUUAUACUUACCUGGGCAAAGCUCGCAGCAUCAAGGAGCUGGUUGAUUUUGCACAGAAAUCUGGGAAGUUGUUCCUUCAGGAUCUUCACAUCCCCAACCUGCUAGUUUUUCGACCCAGUACAGACUUUCACAAGGACUCCUUAUACACAGCUGGACACCUCAUACUGCAGGACAAGGCAAGUUGUCUCCCAGCGUUACUUCUGGACCCUCCUGUGGGUGCCUGUGUCAUUGAUGCUUGCGCUGCCCCUGGAAACAAAACAAGUCAGCUGGCUGCCAUAGUACAGAAUAAGGGAAAAGUCUUUGCCUUUGACCUGGACACAAAACGUUUGGCAACGAUGAGUACACUGCUCCUGCGUGCUGGAGUCACAUGUCAGGAACUGGCCAACCAGGACUUCCUUACAGUCAAUCCGUGCGAACCAAAGUACCAAAAAGUCAGUCACAUCUUGGUGGAUCCAUCAUGUAGUGGAUCAGGUAUGCCGGAUCGGGUGAGGGUCCUCACAGAUGAGGCAGGGUGUGACCAGAAAGAGAGGCUGCAGGCUUUGUCAGCUUUCCAGAAGCGGGCUGUAUCCCAUGCUCUCAAAUUCCCUGCGGUGGAGUAUGUCGUGUACUCCACCUGCUCCGUACACCAGCAGGAAAAUGAGGAUGUGGUGAAGGACAUUCUGGAGCAACACCCAGACUUCAGGUUGGUUAAUGUUCUUCCUUCAUGGCCAGCGCGGGGGCUGAACACGUUCCCGGGAUCAGAGUGUUGUCUGCGGGCCUCUUUGUCAGAAACGCUGACUAAUGGAUUUUUUGUAGCGCUAUUUCAGCGCAAGUCCCCAGAGGAGAAAAGGGCAUCUGAAGAACUGAAUCCACCAAUUCUACCUGAAGUAAGUGGCUCAGAAGGAGAGAGUGAGAACAAUGAGAUGAAGAAAGCCAAAGAGAAAUCUUCUCAGGUCCAGUCCAAAAGGAAGUCUGACUGUAUCCUUCAGGAUUCCUUCAGCUGCACAAAGAAAAAGCGGAAGAAGAAGAAGCGUAAAACAGACCAAUCCUGAUGUUUUUACCUGGUGCUGUGUACUUUGAGAAUGGAUUUGAGACUGUUCUUUAAAAAAAAAAAAAAAUAAUAUAUAUAUAUAUAUAUAUAUAACACUACUUAUGAGGUACCAUUAUAUAAAUCAACCAAGAGUUGUUACUACUUCUCUACUGCCUUGGGGACCCGGAUAAUGGAAUGCCAGUGAUUGCUGUAGAUACAACUGCUGCUUUAUUGCGGACUGCCAGAUUAAAAGAAUCUACCACA